Molecule: messenger RNA, 1140 nt
Organism: Linnemannia hyalina
Lineage: Eukaryota; Fungi; Mortierellomycota; Mortierellomycetes; Mortierellales; Mortierellaceae
Source: the annotation of a GenBank genome assembly
AUGCGCGACUUCAUUCAUCGCCUCUACCCCUACCAAGCCUUCAAACUGAUGCUCCAACGCGUCCAACGACAACACCAACGUCUUCCUAGUGCAACAGCAGCCACCACCACAACAACUCAUUCCCCAUUGUCCAACUCGUCGUCUACACACCCUCCUCCUCCUCCUCCUCCUCCGCCAUUCAACCCAAUUCAGGCACGCUCUCACCUCGUCUCCUACUUUACGGCCCUCAAACAAGCUGCCACAGCCGCCGCUUCUCCUUCUUCUACCCAAUCACUACCAGCAACAAGAACGCAACUCACCCAAUCCCACCUCGGCUUCAACCUCUCCAUCCGUCCCUCCCAAAUCCCAAACUCCGGCCUCGGCGUCUUCCUCCACCGCCACGACCACCACCCAACCUCGACAUCCACCUCCACCAAACCUCCAACAAUCCCCACAGGAACGAUCGUAGCCCUCUACCCAGGAACGCUCUACCACCCCGGCGAAGCAAUCUUCUUCAACUCGCUCCAGAACCGUUACAUCCUCAAAUGUGAAGACGGUAUCUUUGUCGACGGUAAACCAACUGGUCUCUCGGGGUCGAUCUUUCGAUCGGCGAAUGGGCGAGAUAACUUUCCUGGUUGUGUUCCUACAGCCGAUAUUACAUGGAUGGUCAAUUGGUCCAAACUUUGGUCCUCAACCCUUCUUCCUUCAGCUUCAUCAUCAUCAUCAUCAUCACCAUCGCCAUCGCGGUCGUCAGUACCCUCAGACAAAACUACAGUCACUAGCGAUAACAACAACAACAACAGAGAAGAACUACAGGGAAUCGAUACAUCAACACUACUCAAGAACCCACUUGCAGUCGGUCAGAUCGUCAACAACGGAACCGCACAGUACCCACCCAACGUUCGGUAUCAAGAACUUGAUAUCCAAACACGCAGCUUUCCUUUGGACCUACAAGAGUUCCUCCCCAACAUAUGGUACUCUGGCGACUGGCACUCUUACGACCACGACUACGAGCUUGAAGAUAAUGGAGGAGAUCCAUGUAGUAGGGAUAUGGAACGGAUAACAGGGAGUGGAGGGCUGGAUCGAUUAAGAACCGUCGUGUUAGUCACGACCCGACCUAUCGAGAAGGACGAAGAAUUGUACUCCACCUACAUUGAGUAA